UAUACAUACACAUAUAAAUGUACAUAUGCAUAUACAUUGUGUAGUCUAUGUGUAAAAUAGGCAUCUAGACUAGGUUUGCAUAAGCAUACUAUAUGAUGUCUGAAAAACAAAAUCUCUGGGUUAAGUGAAGCAUGACUGUACUAUCAAAACCAAUCUCAGAACACAGUGAUCUUGCUUUAGGGAUGUGUCCAAUGUAUUUAGAUGCAUUAUUAUUUGUGCGUUAUGUCUAAACCUCCAUUAUUACAAAAUAAGCAAAGUCUUAACAUUCACUGACCUUUAAAGAAACAGGAUGAGGAUGAUGAAAAUUCUCAUACAAGCAUGCUGUGCUUGGCUACUUCGUUGACAGUCUGUCUUUUUCUUGUUUGCAAUCUUUUAAUUACUGCCUAUUUUUUCUAGGUGAUGAAUCCUCUUUGAGGGAGUAGAAACAAAAUCAAUGGCUGAUGUUGCAGUUAAAACUCAGCUAGGUUGGGCUGGGAAUUUAGCUCAGCGGCAUAAGCGCCUGCCUUGCAAGUGCGUGGUCGUGAGUUAGAUCCCAGGUACCGGUGUAAAAAACAAAACCAGGGUAAGUGUACAUGGUAUAUCUAUCUGCUUGAUUUUUAGUAACCUGAGCAACAAGGCUUUUGCGAAGUAUUCAGUACUUCAUGCUGUCAUUUUCAUUAAUAAGUAGCUAUCAGCAGUUUGAGUAUUGUACUAGUACUGCUCGGCAUCAUUUGAUUACUUUCCAGGGGCUAUCCAUUUUCUUCAGUAAUAAUUAGCUCUUUUACUGGGAAACCGUGAAUGUUUUCUUUGGUUCUUGGAAGAGCUACAUUUUGGAUCUCAUAUAAUUUUCAAAAGUGAAAGAUGUGGAGUGUGAAUGAAUCACCAUUUAGUCACAGAGCAAUCACCCUACUGUGUUGCACAGUAGGUCAUCGAUAAUCGAAUAAGUUAUGAAGAAAAAGUCACUUGUAAAGGCAGUCAGCUUUCCAUAAAAGUGUGCACUAGGGUAUCUCAAAAAUACUUUUUAAACUAAGUCCUUCGUGUUGACUACUUUUGGACCAGGAUAAAAAUUUUACCCACACCUUUCAUAGUGAUUUGAAACCAGUGCUUCCACUGACCUCUAUGUCCAAUGAUCUGUCCAAGAAUCUUUUCUCUCUUCUCAAUAACGAUCAACUGCCUGCUGCUCUCAGCCACAGGUAGCCUGGGGCAAAGGGCAAGAGGUAGGACUACAAGCCACCCCUGCAUCAUUUCUCUUCUACGUUAGCAGUCGCCAAGACUCCUGGCAUUCCCCCGCUGUCAGCGCCAACGUAAAAUAAGCACUCUGGUCACAAGCCAGCGGCGUAAGACUCAGUGUGCUGCGAAAGAACUCCGCUUCCGCGUCGGCAAGCGGCGUGGGCUGUGACGUUGCCACGCCCUGACGUCAGGCCGACGUGCAGCGCGGUCACCCGGGAGACCGGGAAAGCCGUUGGUGCCGGCGGAGUCCUGGUCUAGGGAUCGAACUCACGACUGCCUGCUUACAAGGCCGGCACUUAUGCCGCUGAGCUAAAUCCCCAGCCCCCUCCAUGUUUUCAAAGACUUUUAUAGGUGCUAUUUUUAAGAUUAUUUUGCUUCAGAGCUCUGUCAAUAUAUUUUGGGAAAUUAUGGAUCGUCACUAUCCCAUGCAUGCUUUACCUGAAGAAAUCCAAGAGAUGUCUCCUGAAGAAAAAGUUUGUAACUACUGUGGAGUCAGCUAUCUAAUUCUUCAUGAAUUUAAAGCUAUGGAAGAAAAAGUGAAAGCAAUGGAAAAAGAGAUGAUAUUUUAUCAAGGAGGUGUGGAACGUGAAAAGAGACUUCAAGAAAAGCUGCUGUCUCUUAGCCAAGAUUUUGAAAAGUACAAAACUGACAAUGAAUCCAAAAAAGAAAGAAUUCCAAAUGUAAGCAUGCAGUUAAAAAAUCAAGAAAAUGAGUUUUAACCAGUACAGAAAGAGCUGAGUUGUUUGCAUGAGUUGAAAAUUAAACACAGAAAAUCACAAAUCUUCAAUCAAAGAUUGUCGGAGUUCAACUAUUUCUGGAAUAAGACUCUUUCAUUGCUUACUUUUAUUAAAAAGGAGCUAACCACUAUUAAAAAUGAAAUAUAUAAUAAUUUUCAGGACUGGACUUCACUGAAAGGAGAAGUUUUUCUACAAAUUAAAUCUAUACGUGAAGCAGCCUUGACAGAAAUAGAUACGUUAAAUAAAAGGUUGACAGUGUCCCAGAGAAGUAAGGAAUGCCUUGAAGAGGAAAUGAAAACUCUCAAGUUGUUGUCAGAUGCAGCAAUAUUGAAAUCUCAGCAGAUUGAGGCAUCCAAACAACAGGAAGGAAACUUGCAAGCCAGAUGCUAUGAUUUGGAAAAAGAAGCACUAGACUUACAAUGCCAAGUAGAGGACCUUACAUUAAAACUCCAGAAGACAGAGACUGAAUUGGACAACUAUAAAGAAACGCUCAGGAUUAAAUCUAAUGAAGCUGAUGACUGUCAAAAAGAACUUAGAAAAUUGAAGUUUGAAUCCAUUAUCUCUGAAUCACGGCACACUAGGUUGCUUAAAGAAAAAGAAGACUCUUUAAUGACUUGUCAACAAAUAUAUAAAACUUUACAGGAAGAGCUGUCUAUAAAAGAAAGGCAAGAAGAAGACAUAAAAAGAAGAAUUCACCUUGCCGAAAAUGAACUGCACAUAACUAAAACUCUCUUGAAUCAGACAAAGGAAGAGGUUGUAACAUUGAAAAAUGAAAGGGAAAUGAUGCUGAUUUCACAUCAGAAAAGCAUUGAGCAGCUGCGGGAAACCCUAAGACAGAAGCUGCUGAACGAUGAUAACUGGAGGGAGAAGAUUGAAGCUGAACUUUCCAAGGAAAGAGCCCGACAUUUAGUUGAGUUCGAAGAGCAAGCUCUUCUCUUUAAGAAAGAAGCAAAACUGGAACUUGAUAUUGAAAAAGAAAAACACCAAGAAAUAAUCCAAAAGUAUAAGAAAGAACAAGAAGAGCUACAAAUGAAGAUAUCUGACUUGAUCACGGGUGCUACAAGAGACCUAAGGCUGGAAGUGACUGCUCUCAAAGAAAAACUUCAUGAAUCCCAUAUCCGCUACACUGAAGAAUCUGAGACAAAGAAAAAAGAAAUUGAAAACCUUAGAAAUUUAGUUGCAGAAUUUGAAUCUCGCUUAGAGAAGGAAAUUAACAAUAAUGAUUCAGUUUCCCAAGACUUGAGGAAGGAGAUGAAACAGAAGUCAGAUGAACUGGAAAGAGUAAUGCUAGCACAAACACGACUGAUACAGCAACUUAACCAGUCUCAGGAAGAGAACUCUGUUCUUCAGGAAACGGUGCGCAGAGAGUGUGAAGAACGCUUUGAGCUGACGGAGGCCUUGAGUCAAGCCAGAGAACAGCUCCUGGAGCUGAGGAAGCUCAACGGGAGCUUGCCCUUGUCACCAUGUACCCCCCGCAAGGGCAGCCUAACUUCCUGUGUCGUAGCAGUCGGCAAUCAUGGAGCGAGAAGCAUUGCGAGACUGGACUCUGAAACAGGAGUCAGAAUCCCCAGCCUGCACAGAACAAGCACCAUCGCUUCCCCAGCCUCACAGAAGCCCAAGAGGGCCAGCAACUCAGGUGUGCCUGUGCUCCCCACACCUCAUCCUCCCAGGGGCCCAGCAUCUUCAGUAAAUGAGACCAGACAGAGAUUGACUGCCAUUCUUCGGAGAAGGCUGAGUCAGGAGUGACUGAGCGGAGUCCAGAGCGGCUCCACAUGGUGUGCACCUCUUUCUGCGAGUGUCAGAGACUCUCUGUCCCCAGGGUGACAAAGAUCAACUACAUCUACAGAUGUACUUAACAGAAGAAUGUAAAGAAAAACUGUGAAGCCACAUUUUCCAAGAAGUCUUUGAAAUUGCAGUAGAUAAUGAAGUUGUAGGUAUCCCGAGGGUCCAUUUCUACAUUUGUGUAUUACAUGCAUUCAGAUGUGUUCUAUGAAUAUACCCUUUUAGAAAUCACAGGUAAAAAGAAUUUCCCUUGUAGCAUCUUUCUUUUUUAUUUUUCGUAUCAUUACAAUCAGAAAUAUUUCUACCAAAAAUAGAUUAUAUUGGUUUAUUAGUGUUUGUCCAUUUGUUUGUUGAGCUAAUUAGGUUAAUAGAUGUAGUAAAUAUUCUGACAGAAAAAAAGAAGAAAAGAUUGUAGUCCUUAAUUUCCAAAAUGCUUAGCUCAGAGAGUCACAGGGCUCAGCAGCCAUAGCAGCAGCAGCAGCAGCAACAGCAGCAAAAGCAUUUUUCUAUUACCUUGCAGCUUGCUUGGUUAAUCUCAUUUCUCUUUAGAAAGGUGGGAAGUAAUGAUAGAAACAUUCAGGACAGGCUUGUUUGAGAGUCUGACCCUUCUACAAAAGAGGGUAGUAUUUUCAAUUCAAAGAAAAAGUGUUUUACUUUUCAAAGUACAAAGAUUGUUUAGCAAACAGAGUCUGACCAUGGAAAUAUUACUUGGUAAUUCUUUACCAGAAAAUAUGGGGUUUUUGUAACUUUGAGUUGGAUUCUCUCCAUCUAACGAGUAUAUUUUUGUUUAAAUGUGGUUGGCUUAGAUCCUCCAGCUGACUGCAUCGUGCAGAUCCAUGCCUAUUUUUGGAUAAUAGUUACACAUCUGAAAUAUGAUACAGAAAACUCUAUUUAUCUAUCCUAUUGAUGAGAAAAUCCAAAGCUACUUGAGGUCCUCCCAUGUGAAAAAAGUAAAAUUAUUAAGCAAAAGUCAAGUUUAUCUCUAAUCUUUCAAAGGAUAGUCUACCAGGGAAAUAAUGUAAUUUCAAAAAAUUCUACAUGAAAUCCACUGAUUUUCCUGACAAGCUUAAGGAAGACAUCUUGUGUUAAUGGUUAGAAUGCCUAUUUUGUUUUACAGAGAAUGUUGUCUCUUGUAAUGGCCUUUAACAAGAAUUCACACAUUAUAGAAUAGUAGAUGGUACUGGAUGGAUCUUACAUGGUCACACUAGCCAUCUCUUUAACAAUGAGGAAUGGCCCUCCUAAAGGACAUGACUUGGCUAAAGUGACACAACCACCUUCACUUGGUCCCAGUUUUCCCUCUUCACUACGCGUUCCCAAGCUUCCAUCAUGAUUUUUGCCAAUGCAACCUACACUGUAUUAAUAUUUUAAAGUGUACUCACUUUUAAAACUUAAAUUUGUAUAAGAAGGAAGAGUGAAUCAAGGAAAAAUAAUAAAGAGUUCAAUUUGCUAGUUAUAGCUUGGGAAUGCUCUUUGAAAUGAAUAUUCAUGUAUUAAAAUAAUGCAUAUACCAUAAAUUGCUGCACCCCCGAAAAUUGUCUUGUAUAAUUUCAGCAGAAGACCACUGCCCUGCACCUCCUCGUCUCUGAUCUGAUGUUUAAAUUACAAGUACUUCUCACAUAAAGUAGAUGGCAAAAGCUAAUGAAAGCAUAGGAGAAAACCUUUGGCAGCAGUGUUUGUUAGCAGGUUAGACAUACUUUUCUCAGUCUUGUGAUUUCAGCUGUCCUUUCAGGAACUAGGGGAAUGUAAUAAUAUUCUUCAUUUUUCCAAAAUUAUAGAUUUAUUCUGAUAUAUUCUUAAUUUCUUUGAUCAUGGAGCAAAUUUUUUCAAGCUUUGCCUUUUAAAAUUUUAUGACUAUUAGAAUAUUGUACUAAUAGAACAACCUGAUGUUCUAAAAGGCUUAACACACUGCUGCUAAAAGGUCCAAACUGUGGCUGUCAGGGUGAAGUUUCAACUUGGCUGGCUUUGAGAUCUGCAUCGUGGACUGGCACCUCUGACGGCCUCUCAGUGGAUCAUGGGGGAGGGCCUUGGGGGCUGUGUCUGGCUUCUCUCUCUGUUCCUCUGCUCUGCUUCCUGGCUGUCAUGAAAACAUUUUGUUCUCCAGCACCCUUAUCCCAUGAUGUUUCUGCCUGGGAACCAGUUGACUGACCUUCUGAAGCUAAGCUAAAUUAAACCUGUCCUCCUUUAAAUUA
This is a messenger RNA of Cavia porcellus (domestic guinea pig), 5917 nucleotides long. RefSeq names its product leucine, glutamate and lysine rich 1 (gene Lekr1). The record is from RefSeq and is a predicted model, not a curated record. Lineage: Eukaryota; Metazoa; Chordata; Mammalia; Rodentia; Caviidae.